This is a messenger RNA of Populus trichocarpa (black cottonwood), 1467 nucleotides long. RefSeq lists its product as uncharacterized. Gene Ontology annotation, biological process: intracellular protein transport; endoplasmic reticulum to Golgi vesicle-mediated transport. Gene Ontology annotation, cellular component: endoplasmic reticulum; endoplasmic reticulum membrane. The record is from RefSeq and is a predicted model, not a curated record. Lineage: Eukaryota; Viridiplantae; Streptophyta; Magnoliopsida; Malpighiales; Salicaceae. The transcript is spliced from 2 exons. Bases 424 to 1080 code for a protein of 218 amino acids.
AAUAAAAAGGGCUUCUUAGAAAAAGCUUACAUCUUUUUCCCAAUUAGAGCUAAUUGCGCGGUGUCUGUAGCCUUAAACCCCACUGAUCCCUAAAACCACACCAUUAGAACCUCUCUCUCUCUUUUUUUUUUCUCAAAUAUAAAAACUGGGUUUUUUUCCUUGUCAAGAUUGACACUACUAAUUCACGAGAACUAAAAGAGAUUUUGUGAACUCUUCCAACCAAUUUUUGCUCCUUAUGGAAAAGAAAUUUGUUGCUAUUUUAAGUAUAUGACAAUCCACUUGUUCUAGCUCACAUGUCAAGGGCAAAUGGGUUUCCAUUAAAGAAUUUUUUUUUUUUUUUAAAUUUCUGCUUUAAUCUGUGAUCUAUAGGCUUAAAUUUUUUCAUUUCCUUAAGAUAGAACCUAGUUUUGCGUAGCAGCGAAGAUGAUUCAGUUGUUGUUCUUUGUUCUUUUUGCUGAGGGGUUUGUGGCAUCUUUGCUGUUGGUAAAGAUUGGGCCAUUGAGAGACUUGGUGAUUAAGAGUUUGGAUCAGGUGAAGAUGGGAAAGGGUCCUGCUACAGUGAAAACUAUUGCUGGAACCAUGUCUGUGAUUCUGUUUUCUAGCCUCAUGAGCAUUGUUAAGAUCCAAAAUAAGGGUGCAAAGCUUGGAACCAUGUCACCUAUGGAUCAGGUUCUAUGGAGAACCCACUUGCUUGAGGCAUCACUCAUGGGUUUCACCCUGUUUCUUGGGUUCUUAAUUGAUCGGAUGCACCAUUAUCUUUCAAAGCUUAUUGGGUUGAGAAGUAGCGUGGGAUCUUCAAAAGAGGAAGUUGAAAGGCUUCAGAAAGAGAAGAUGCAGCUUAAAGAGGAGGAAGGCAAAGCUUCCAAGGAAAUGAAGCUUCUACAAGAACAAUUUUCUACUCUAUCAGAGAAUUUGAAGAAGCUGAAGCUGGAAUCUGAGCAAAAGGACAAGCAGAUUGAAACAGCUGAAGCCCAUGUUGUUGCCCUUCACAAACGGUCUGCUGACCUCCUGCUGGAAUAUGACCGAUUGUUAGAAGACAACCAAAAUCUUCAGGCUCAAGCUACAGGACAUAGGAUUUGAGGAAAUUUUGAAAGAUGCCAAUCAAGUUUUGGGAAUCUCUUUUUUUUUUUUUUUUUCACUGGAGAUAUAGGAAACUUGUGCUUCAUUGCAUGGAAACGGCAUUUGUCGCAUCUUAAUUGGGUAAAAUAGGACCUGGCUUCUUUUCAGAGAUAGGGAUGUGUUGAUUUACCAGUGUCCAAUAUUUUGCAGUUCUCUUGAGUCUGGAAUUUUUGGCCUAUCCAUCUCGGCGCCCCUUUUCUGAUUGGAGUUUUGUGUGCCUAUCAAAUUCUGAUAGCAACAAUUCUUUACAUUUUGUUUUCUCCAAUUGAUAUGGAAAUGUGUUUUAGAUUGCUGACAGCAUUCUUGUUUUGAAACAAGGAAAAGGUGGUUUGGAGCUGCUUCUUGUAA